Molecule: messenger RNA, 2321 nt
Organism: Carlito syrichta (Philippine tarsier)
Lineage: Eukaryota; Metazoa; Chordata; Mammalia; Primates; Tarsiidae
Gene: ABCG5
Product: ATP binding cassette subfamily G member 5
Exons: 13
Coding region: 1-1959 (652 amino acids)
Biological process (GO): cholesterol homeostasis
Cellular component (GO): plasma membrane
Molecular function (GO): ATP hydrolysis activity; ATP binding; ABC-type transporter activity
Source: RefSeq, a predicted model, not a curated record
AUGAGUGAACUUCCAUCUUUGAUCCCCGGGGGGUCCUUGGGAGUCCAAGAAAACAGAGGCUCCCAGAACUCCCCAGAGGAGGUUUCCAUGGCUGUGUCGGAGCCGCAGCACAGCCUGGGCAUCCUCCAUGCCUCCUACAGCGUCAGCAACCACAUCGGGCCCUGGUGGGACAUGACAGCUUGCCGGCGAAAGUGGACCAGGCAGAUCCUCAAAGACGUGUCCCUGUACGUGGAGAGCGGGCAAAUCAUGUGCAUCCUGGGAAGCUCAGGCUCGGGGAAAACCACACUGCUGGACGCCAUGUCUGGGAGGCUGCGGCGCACGGGGACGUUUCUUGGGGAGGUGUGUGUCAACGGCCAGGCGCUGCGCCGGGAGCAGUUCCAGGACUGCUUCUCCUACGUGCUGCAGAGUGACACCCUGCUGAGCAGCCUUACGGUUCGAGAGACAUUGCGCUACACAGCACUGCUGGCCAUCCGCUGUGGCUCCCCAGGCUUCUUCCAAAAGAAGGUGGAGGCGGUCAUGGCCGAGCUGAGUCUGAGCCAUGUGGCUGACCGACUGAUUGGCAACUACAAUCUGGGGGGAGUUUCCAGUGGCGAGCGGCGCCGGGUCUCCAUCGCCGCCCAGCUGCUCCAGGACCCCAAGGUCAUGCUGUUUGACGAGCCGACCACGGGCCUGGACUGCAUGACCGCCAAUCAGAUCGUGGUCCUCCUGGCCGAGCUGGCGCGCAGGAACCGCAUUGUGGUCCUCACCAUCCACCAGCCCCGCUCAGAGCUCUUUCAGCUCUUUGACAAAAUUGCCAUCCUGAGCUUCGGAGAGCUGGUUUUCUGCGGCACGCCCACGGAAAUGCUUGAUUUCUUCAGUGACUGUGCUUAUCCUUGUCCUGAGCAUUCCAACCCUUUUGACUUCUAUAUGGACCUGACAUCAGUGGAUACCCAAAGCAAGGAGCGGGAACUGGAAACCUACAAGAGAGUCCAGAUGAUUGAAUCGGCUUACAAAAAGUCAGCAAUUUAUCACAAAACGUUGGCGAGCAUUGAAAGAACAAAACACCUGAAAACAUUACCAAAGGUUCCUUUCAAAACCAGAGAUUCUCCUGGAGUUUUCUCUAAACUUGGUAUUCUCUUGAGGAGAGUGACAAGAAACUUACUGAGAAAUAAGCCGGCUGUGACCAUGCGUCUCGUUCAAAAUCUGGUCAUGGGUCUGUUCCUCAUUUUUUUCAUUCUGCGGGUCCAGAACGACGUGCUGAAGGGUGCUAUCCAGGACCGCGUGGGACUCCUGUACCAGUUUGUGGGUGCCACCCCGUACACAGGCAUGCUCAACGCCGUGACUCUGUUUCCCGUGCUCCGCGCCAUCAGCGACCAGGAGAGUCAGGACGGCCUGUACCAGAAGUGGCAGAUGCUGAUGGCCUACAUGCUGCAUGUCCUUCCCUUCAGUGUCAUUGCCACCGUGAUUUUCAGCAGCGUAUGCUACUGGACUCUGGGCUUAUAUCCCGAGGCGGCCAGAUUUGGAUAUUUUUCUGCUGCUCUCCUGGUGCCCCAUUUAAUUGGCGAAUUUCUAGCUCUUGUGCUACUCGGCAUGGUCCAAAACCCCAAUAUAGUCAACAGCGUAGUGGCUCUGCUGUGCAUUGCUGGAGUGCUUGUUGGAUCUGGAUUUCUCAGAAACAUGCAAGAAAUGCCCAUUCCUUUAAAAAUCAUCAGUUAUUUCACAUUCCAAAAAUAUUGCAGUGAGAUUCUUAUAGUCAAUGAGUUCUAUGGACUGAAUUUCACUUGUGGCAGCUCAAAUGUUUCUGUGACAAUGAAUCCAACCUGUGUCUUCACUCAAGGAAUUCAAUUCAUUGAGAAGACCUGCCCGGGUGCGACAUCCAGAUUCACAGUGAACUUUCUGAUUUUAUAUACAUUCAUUCCAGUUCUUGUCAUCCUAGGAAUAGCUGUUUUUAAAAUAAGAGAUCAUCUCAUUAGUAGAUAGUGAGAAACAUUGCUGGGAAAAUGGAACGUAAACUGCCGGAUGGGCACGGUUGCUCUGAAUAUCUGAAAUAAGAGAGCCACACAUUCUUUCUUGGUAGGACUUCAGUCAUUUAACCAUUAAGACUCCAUUUGUGCCCCUUGGAUCCACACAGACCUUGAAAGCAAUGGAAAUUGUUCAUAGUUCCUUGCUAUUCCAACUUGCAAGGACAUGUGGUUUUCGAAAUUGUGAAUGAGCUAGCCCAAGAAUGUAAAUAAUAAUAAUUCAUAAACUUAUGGGAGACUAGUGUGACUAUUUGUUUUCCUUGUUCUGGACAUAGAAAAAUAGGUCAGUUAAAAAAUAUGCUUAUAUUUGAGAAAUGAUUA